Messenger RNA from Gamsiella multidivaricata, 587 nucleotides. RefSeq lists its product as uncharacterized. NCBI's taxonomy places the organism in Eukaryota, Fungi, Mortierellomycota, Mortierellomycetes, Mortierellales, Mortierellaceae. The record is from RefSeq and is a predicted model, not a curated record. The coding region runs from base 136 to 339 and encodes 67 amino acids. The transcript has a single exon.
CAUUACCAAGCGAUCAUUGAAGAGGGGGGGAGGGGGAUCAGCAAUAGGACAGUAGCCCGGGUAAUGUUAGCCAUGUCCAGCAAAAAAAAAGACCAUGUCGCGUCUGGGUCCAGAACGUUUCUUGGUCUGUAAAGCAUGGUCGUUCAUGGAAGCCGUGGAAGAACUCUUGAAAAAGACCAAACUCUCGUCCUUUUUUUUUGUACGUUGCACGCGAUUACUGCUUUACUGGACCAUUUUUAUAUCUUAUUGGUUUUCUGGAUUCAGGUAGAACAGCCCCGUCUGAUAUAUACGUUUUUUUUUUGUUGUUGUUUUUCCUUGACACGGAUCUGUCCAAAAUAGAAACGUUGGUACAUGGGGUUUGAUGAUCCUAUAUGGGGAGGGGUUCCUGACCGCGAUCUGGAUGGUACUCGACGGUCCUCCCAAAAAAGCGAGCGAGAAGGGUAAAAAAAAAGCCAGUUGUGAUUGUUGCGCGGGAUAUGAAUUCUUUGUCCAAGUUGUUGUCGUUUGCAGAUUGGGGGGAUUAGGAUUUUUUUUUCUGGUUCUUGGCUCAGGACUCGUUUGAAUUCGUUCGUAUUUUUAAAAAAGAU